This is a messenger RNA of Carcharodon carcharias (great white shark), 2880 nucleotides long. Its product is annotated as tau-tubulin kinase 1-like. The coding region runs from base 1 to 2880 and encodes 959 amino acids. Gene Ontology annotation, biological process: peptidyl-tyrosine phosphorylation; signal transduction; peptidyl-serine phosphorylation. Lineage: Eukaryota; Metazoa; Chordata; Chondrichthyes; Lamniformes; Lamnidae. The record is from RefSeq and is a predicted model, not a curated record. Gene Ontology annotation, molecular function: protein serine/threonine kinase activity. Gene Ontology annotation, cellular component: nucleus; cytoplasm. The transcript is spliced from 10 exons.
AUGUCAUCAUCACGGGGAGAGGGCCAGCGACAUGGGGAGAUGGUUAUGGUCACGCCUCGAGCUGUUGCUGGAUUCCGAGGAACUGUUCGCUACGCGUCAGUCAACGCCCAUAAAAACCGAGAGAUGGGUCGACACGAUGAUCUCUGGUCACUUUUCUACAUGUUGGUCGAGUUUGCAGUCGGUCAGCUGCCCUGGAGGAAGAUCAAAGACAAGGAGCAGGUUGGCCUCAUUAAGGAAAAGUACGAUCACCGGAUGCUCCUGAAGCACAUGCCAUCCGAGUUCCAGAGCUUCCUCGAUCACGUUUCCACUUUAGAUUAUUUUACCAAACCAGAUUACCAGUUGAUAAUGUCAGUGUUAGAGAAUAGCAGCAAGGAGCGGAACAUCACUGAGAACGAGGCCUUCGACUGGGAGAAAGGUGGCACUGAUAUUUUAUUGUCUACUAGCACUCCCACCCAGGCCCAACUGCACACCAAACAGACUGCAGCCAUGUUCGGGGUGAUAAACGUUACGCCAGUCCCAGGUGAUGUCCUUCGGGAGAAUACGGAUGAUGUCUUACAGGAUGAACAUCUGAGUGACCAGGAGAAUGCUCCUCCAAUUUUACCAGGGAGACCGGCUGAGCACUCCGCAGCUCCCCCAAACCUGGUGUUCGAAACUGAGGCCUGGGACGAGACUGACAUCAACAGGAACAAACUCAGGAUUAGCAUCAGCAAGACUCAGUGUGUGUUGGAUGAGGAGCUGAGUCGAGGUCCAUGUCCCAGCUCCCCUGUACCUGAACGGCAACCCUCACUGAGAUAUCGGCGUGUAAACAGCCCCGAGUCUGACAGGCUGUCGACUGCAGACGCCCGGGCUGAUGGGCUGGAGAAGCGGUCACGGAUGGACUACAUGGGCUCUCCAUCUCGACAGGCCUACUCCUCACAACACGCACAGAUGCUGUCAGUGAACAUGGGGCAGGCCCCAGGGGAGAAGCAGUACAGUGGCAACUUGGAAGCGUCAGCCUCAGUGGAGCAUGAGGCUCUGAGCACAGCCUUUCGAUCAGUACCUCUGGCUGAGGAGGAAGACUUUGACAGUAAGGACUGGGUCAUCAUCGACAGGACUGAACUCAAAGAUUUUCACCCUGGAGUGGAAGCAAGUUCAUCAGGGACAACCGAUGAGGAGCCUGAGGAGCUGCGACCCCUGGAGGGAGCAGAGGCAGCUGUCCGCCCCAAGAGCCAGGAUGUGAGGGCAAAGGGAGAACAGGAGAGCGUGCACAGAGAGAGCGCCAGGGAGGCUCGGGCUCCGAGCCCUGGACACUCACCGUUACACCAUUCUCAGCCAGUUCCCCGCUGCAGGAGGCGAGAGUCCGACCUUUCAGGCUCUGAGCCACAGGCAUUGAUCAGCAAAACAGAUGAACUGGACGCUGUGCCAGCAGUUGUGGUUGGAGAGCUUCCUUGCCCUUUGCGGUUGAGAUGUCUGCCCAUUGGCCGGGCAGUCCCUCCCAGAGAUACCGACAGUGAGAGAGAUCUCCAGACUCGCCCGAGGCGGGUUGACUUCUCCAAUGUGGUCUUAACAGCAACCUUUGACCUGGAGUCAGACCGUUUCAAUAGAGACGAAGAGGAGAUUGAGGGUGUGAAGGAGUGGAGAGAGGGAGGAAAGGAAGGAACGAAGGAGCAGAGUGAGGGAGGGAUGGAACAGAGUGAGUCUAGCAGCGAGGAGAGUGAGAAAAGCACUGAGUGCAGCCAGGAAGCUGCUCCUUCCACACUCCUGGCUGAUGAUCAGAGAGAGGGGCGCUGCCGGACCUCCGGGGCAGAUGGUGAGCAGGAGCUAGAGGAAGGCUCCAAAACACUGGUGCUUUUCUCACCAGGUGAUAUCCACAAAUCACCCACGACUGGCGACUUGGCACCAGACGCAGACAUGGGGACCUUGGCUGCCAUGACACCUCAGAGUGAGAAACCUCAGGCUCUGGGUAGUCAGCUAGAUGUCUCCGAGCCAGGGACCCUCUCCUCCAUCAUCAAGUCGGAAGCUAAACCACCCUGCCCUGUUAUAGCUGCAGCAGCCUCCUGCCCCUUCACCAAGGUUGAGCGAACGUUCCUGCACAUUGCUGAGAAGACACAUCUCAAUGUCAUGUCCUCCACUGGGCAGCUCCUGCCUCAGGACCAUUACGAGUUCUUCCAGACGCGAGAGCCAGAGAACGGGAACUGGCCCAUGGCAGAGGGAGUGGCUGAGGCUCCUCCUCCAACUCUACUCCAACUCAAGACCCAAGCUGGAGCGCCAAGAGCCCAGAAUGGGGUGGGGAUUGGAGCAGGCUUGCCGGAGAGGACAGUGAAGCCAGAACCUCUAGGCCUUGUGGGGACCGGCCAUUUUCCUGAGCAAGAGUCCACCCAGGGAAGGGAGGGAGAAGGCAGCAGACCAGUGACCGGAGGUGCCCAUCUCAGGACACCAGCUAGAUCCCAAUGGAAGAGUCGGAUUCCAGUGUUGGUCUCUGAGGAGGAUACAAGGUCAGAGCAUUCAGCAGCUCUUUUCUUCAAGGACAGACUGAUCCACAGGAGGUCCAAGCACUUGGAUUUGGCUCGCUUGCUGAUGGACAAGAGGCAGAGUCGGCUGAUACACCUGUCCUCAGUGACCUCCUCCUCUGCCUCCUCAGGAGAGGAUUGCAGACAGGGCUCAGGGAGUUCACCAGCCACAGCCUCUGAGGAGGACACAAACUCCGAAAGUUCCCUCAACAGAGCAGGGAAGGGAAGCGAGGCCCACUCACUUGCUGGCAGGCAGAAGCGGGCACUGGGCAGCAAGAGCAAGAUUCCACGGCCUAUCACCCCUGUCAAGGUGUCCCCAGUGCACAGCUCCCCAAACACCAGCCCAUUGAAAACUCCACCUACUCAAAGUUCCCAGCUUCUCACCGCUUAA